AUGGCUGUAGGUUCUACACCUUCGAGCAAGAUCCGUAGGGAUCACUGGGUUACUAGGAUGGCCAUAUCUUAUGAGGUUGAUACUAGUGGGAUGGUUCCUAUGCCUAUCCGGGAGAUGGGUACUACCGCCCUCGGGAAGAUGUGGGUGUUGGUGGAGUCGGAGGACAUCCCUGAGCUUACCUUCGUGAGGUGUCAGAGGCCUAGGCAUGCGAAGCUUGACUAUCGGGAGCCGACUAUACAUGACGUGAUGCGGUGUCUGGUAGUUACACAUGAGGAGCGUCGCUGGAUCAUCGCUUCGAUCACUGGGGUGAUGCAACAUCUGGGGAUGGACCAUCUACCUUUUCCUAGGACGGGUCCUGCUGUUCCACCCCAUCCUUAG
Messenger RNA from Lactuca saligna, 378 nucleotides. The record is from the annotation of a GenBank genome assembly. Lineage: Eukaryota; Viridiplantae; Streptophyta; Magnoliopsida; Asterales; Asteraceae.